AUGAUUAUUCCCGGAUUUAAAGAAAUACGUGUUUGCGUUCCUUCAACUAGUAGAAUUACCGGCUGGGUCUCUUUUGAUGGAAGAAACCGUAUUUCACUUGAGCGUGGUGAUUCUAUCGUGGUUACUGCAUCAUUGAACCCUUUGUAG
Molecule: messenger RNA, 147 nt
Organism: Funneliformis geosporum
Lineage: Eukaryota; Fungi; Glomeromycota; Glomeromycetes; Glomerales; Glomeraceae
Source: the annotation of a GenBank genome assembly